AUGGCGACCAAGCCGGUGAAGUCCCUCGAGUCGGAGGAGCAGCGGUUGCACCGCAUCCGCAUCACUCUGAGCAGCCGUGAUGUUCGAGCUCUGGAGAAGGUCUGCACAGACCUGGUGACUGGUGCGAAGGCGAAGGAGUUGAAAGUUGCUGGGCCCAUCCGUCUGCCCACGAAGAUCCUUCGGCUCAUGGUGCGCAAGUCCCCCUGCGGUGAAGGCACCAACACGUUUGAUCGAUGGGAGAUGCGAAUCCACAAGCGCCUCAUUGACCUGCACUCACCCUCUGACGUGGUGAAGCAGAUUACCUCCAUCUCCAUUGAGCCAGGAGUCGAAGUCGAGGUGACCAUCGCAGACCUGUGA
This is a messenger RNA of Symbiodinium natans, 357 nucleotides long. The record is from the annotation of a GenBank genome assembly. NCBI's taxonomy places the organism in Eukaryota, Dinophyceae, Suessiales, Symbiodiniaceae.